AUGGAUGCCAUUUUCAGACUGACCCGAAAACAAACUCAUUCUCAGCUAAAUGUGACCUUUGAUGACCGAGCUCCACCAGCAAUUGUUCCAGCUGGGGUGUUCUCACCCUUUAAUUCUCAGAAUACCCUUUUCCUGUAUGAUGCAUUAUGGGCACUACUGAUUCCAACUACAACAACGUUCCGAGUGUGUGACAUCUGGAGAGGUUACUGGGCUCAGAGACUCCUGUGGGAGAUGGGGGGAAACUUAGGAUUCUUCCCACCAAAUGCUUUCCAGAAGAGGAACUCCCACUCCUAUAUGAAAGAUGCUGUGGAUGAGAAGGACCUAUAUUUCCAGACAGAUCGCCUCGUUGAUUUCCUGUCCAAAUGGAGAUGUGGAGCAGAUAAGACAUUCUUUGCAUGUAUGGCUAAACUAUCAACUGACAUGGAGCAUGAGCAAUUUUGGCAGGAACGGGAUGGAUUUUGA
Molecule: messenger RNA, 462 nt
Organism: Haliotis rufescens (red abalone)
Lineage: Eukaryota; Metazoa; Mollusca; Gastropoda; Lepetellida; Haliotidae
Product: probable glycosyltransferase STELLO1
Exons: 2
Coding region: 1-462 (153 amino acids)
Source: RefSeq, a predicted model, not a curated record